UGAUUCAAUCUUCUGGUGACUAAGGUGAACUACCCAUACGUUAGAGUCAGUCGAAAAAUCAAGUUUUUCGUUGAAAACACAACGUUUAGAGGAGUAACAGUGUUGUGCUAAAUACUGGGGGUGCUUUUGGUUGAAGAUGGCCGAAGAAGGGCCCCAAAUCAAGGCCAUUGAUGGGGUGUCGUCCCCAGUUAUCGUUGCGUUCUGCCUAGCUGCACUAUUCUUCUUCCUAUGCUUGGCAAUCGUGACUUACUUCCUCUACAGGAGACGUAUUCGAGAUGCCAAAAGAGGUCCAGACCAGCCCUUGGCUUUCCAGACCCAUAGACGACCAACAGCAGUGAAGAGUCCUGCAGGGGCUACCACUCAUUACCUCAAGAAGAGCCCUAGCCCAACAGGUCCUUCCAAAACACCUCCUGGGAUGUCGGUGCCACAGACUCCAAGUCCAACAGGUAAUCCCCCACCUAUUGGUGGCCCAUUGGAAAAUGGGGUAGCCAAAGGGAACGCACAUGGAAACAAUGGUAACAUGCGCGACAAGAACGAAACAGCAAUAAUUAAGGAUAUGUAUACUAGCGAGAGUGAAACCCACACACCUAGUAAGGAAGAAUUGGAAACCAACGAGAAGAACCUACAGCAGAGUGCUUCGUAUUUAGGUCAGCUGGUGUUCAAACUACGGUAUAAGCACGACAAGAGCGCCCUCAUAGUAUCGGUUGUACGCUGCAGAGAUCUACCGGCCAAAGAUCCAAACGUCGGUUCUAGCGAUCCCUAUGUCAAGCUACAGCUUCUGCCAGACAAACAGCACAAGGUGAAGACCAGAGUCCUGAGAAAAACACGGAACCCAGUAUACGACGAAGACUUCACCUUCUAUGGCAUCACUUUCUCCCAACUUCCCGAAAUAACUCUACACUUCGUGAUACUCAGUUUUGACAGAUACUCCAGGGACGACAUAAUAGGAGAGGUGUUUUGCGCCCUAGACCAAGUGGACAUCUCGCAGAUAGAGACUCAACAGAUGGCUCUGUGCAAGGAGAUUCAACCCAGAAGUCUCAAGAUCCGAUCUCAAGGACGCGGAGAGCUUCUCGUAUCACUCUGCUGGCAACCUGCUGUCUCCAAACUCGCCGUCGUGGUAUUAAAAGCCAGAAAUCUGCCAAAAAUGGACGUUACAGGUUUAGCAGACCCGUAUGUCAAGAUCUACUUGACGUACAAAGGACAGAGGUUGGCCAAAAAAAAGACACACGUGAAGAAGAGAACAUUGAGUCCAGUUUUCAACGAAAGUUUCGUGUUUGACGUUCCUCAAGACGCUUGUGAGGGUCUGACAGACAUAGGAUUGGAGUUCCUGCUGUUAGACUGGGACAGGGUGACCAAAAAUGAGGUGAUUGGCAGAUUCGACUUGGGAGGGGCCAAAUGCACAGGAACAGCACUGAAUCACUGGAACGAGGUCUGCAACUCGCCACGUAGACAGAUUGCAGACUGGCACAAGCUCCGAGAAUAAGAUCGAAGCUCCAAGUCUCCAUAUAACCUUAUCAUUAAUCAUGAAACUUGUCAGUCCACACUGAAUAUACAAUAACUAUCGCUGAUGGAUGUAGCGCGAAUCAUCCUAAUUUUUUACAUGCUUUCAUGUAUGAUAGAACUGGAGAGAUUGACUCCUUUUGGUUUGGGACCUUCGUUUACCUUUGGGGCAUCUAGAUUUAGAAGAAAAUACACAUGUUGUUGAGAUUUCCAUUACACACUUUAUUCAGAUUAAAUAUUAGUAAGAUGCGGAUCAUAUUUUAACGUGUGAGUUUCGAAUCAUGAACAGAACAUUAUGAAUUGGGGAGCAGCACCUUUUGGGAACAAAUAGGCUCAGCAUCAGCAUUGAAGAAGGUUCCAGAGGUGACUACUUCUCUCUACUCUUCAAAAUUACCGAUUUCAGGGCAAACAGACCAAUUACUUGCCGUUGUCUCAAAGUUCAUCAUUGAUUACUGAGUAAGGGUUACAUCACACUUCGACCUUGAGGUCUUUGUGUGCCCCUUCACAGCUAUUCUCUCUUCUGCUCGCCUUCCAGUUCCAGAAUUCUAAUGAACUUCUCUGGGAUGGUUACAUUCUCACUCUUCUCUACCAAAAGCGUUGGUUUGCAAAGGUGGGAUAUUCUAUGACCAGGUGUUUUGGCAUUUCUUUCCACAAAAAGUGCACUCUUGAGUUUCUAUACUCAUUAGGUGCACCAUAGGGUGGCAAUGCCUAGUAAAGAAGCCAGCGAGAAUGUGUAGCAUAUUCUUACAGAGAUAUCAUCACUUUUUGGAUCAUGACAAUGAUCUAGGCCACACCAAACAAGAAAUAACACAUGAUUGACUCUCAAAGAUGCUGAUUUCAGAGUUUUCUGAAUGUAUAUUCCCUCUACAAUAUGGAAUUUCAAAUUCUCAACUAAUAAUUUAGUAGCAAUCUUACGAAGAUACUAAGCUCACACAGUUAAUUGAAAAAAUUGAACCAUCUUCGGUACAAAAUAGUAGUACACCAUAUCUUGUAGACCUAGUGUAUUUUCUACUAUGUGUAUGUUUCCUCGAACUGUUUAAUCAAUGUAUUUUCAACUGUGCACAUGCUACAGCCUUCAUCGUUGCCCUAUAGAAUAACUGUCUAGAGAGUACCGAAGAUGAUUCAUACUUUUGGACCAUACGGUUCAAUUUUAGAUGAUCGGACUGAUUUCAAACACAGAAUCGAUGAAUUUAGGAAAUAAAACAGCUUGUCUGUUCCAUUGACUCGCUGGUUUUGUGGAGAGUACUGAAAAAUCAAAGAAAAUAAGAAUUAAACGAAAUUAUGAAAUAGUACAACUAACAUAAAAACAAAAAACAACGACCAACAAAAGCUGAUUUUGAGAAACUUCACAGGCUCUACAUAGAUUCUGAGGAAUUAAUAUAAUAUAAUUAAUAGUGUGGUCAGAUUUUUGCACAAAGCCAGUCGAGAUCAAUUUUCUGAAAAAACCUUGUAGAUAGUCAAUAAUUGUGGAGCUUUCUUUCGCAUUUCCUCAAAGUAGAUUUAUGUAAAUAAUACGAUACAGUUAAAUUAUUAGAUAGGCUAAAAAAAAGAGAAAGAUUAAAACCGCUUCAAGAAAAAUUUUUCAUCUGAAAGAGAGGUUAUGAAUGGUGUUCCGUUUGGUACGAAAAUACGCUUUGGUGGUGUUUCAGAGUUGAAAUAUGAUUAUUGGAUAAGUCCAUCGAAAAGAAAAUCUAUUUAUACCUUCAACUUAUAUGUUAAUCAACGAGGUAUUAGUUUGGUUGAACUCAAACUUAGUUGUAUAGAGAAGAUUUACUCAAAGCUGUUUUAGAAUUAUAGAAUUGAUGUUACUCAACCUUUUAUUAACAAAAAAAAAAUUGGAUAUAAUUCAAAACAGUCAGUAAAUGUGGAUAAAGUGAGGGGUUUUGACAGUUUUUAUAAGAAGAAAUUCGAUUCAAGAAGUAUUUUAUUAUCAUUUACUGAUUUUGGUUUUGAAUGGAUGCAGAACAAUUUUUGCUCUGAAUUUAAUUAUUUUGUUUACGAUAUCAAUUACUAUUUUUCAUUGAUACCGUUAGUUUUGUUUUUGUAAAUAAAAAAUAAAUGUUUGAAUGGUUUUUA
This is a messenger RNA of Harmonia axyridis, 3576 nucleotides long. RefSeq names its product synaptotagmin-4. Lineage: Eukaryota; Metazoa; Arthropoda; Insecta; Coleoptera; Coccinellidae. The transcript has 6 exons. Gene Ontology annotation, biological process: regulation of dopamine secretion; regulation of calcium ion-dependent exocytosis; calcium-ion regulated exocytosis. The record is from RefSeq and is a predicted model, not a curated record. Bases 137 to 1483 code for a protein of 448 amino acids. Gene Ontology annotation, molecular function: phosphatidylserine binding; calcium-dependent phospholipid binding; SNARE binding. Gene Ontology annotation, cellular component: membrane; synapse; axon.